Pollicipes pollicipes is the source of this 342-nucleotide messenger RNA. Its product is annotated as brain protein I3-like. The transcript is spliced from 3 exons. Bases 1 to 342 code for a protein of 113 amino acids. The record is from RefSeq and is a predicted model, not a curated record. Lineage: Eukaryota; Metazoa; Arthropoda; Thecostraca; Pollicipedomorpha; Pollicipedidae.
AUGGGGGACAGCCAGAGACCGUCGGAGGUGCCUACCAUCGCUCUCAAUGUGCCACCGCCCUCCCACCUGGCGGAGGAGAACGGAAGCAGGGGACCUGAGCCGCGCCACACCAUGGGUAGCCCCGAGGAGCCGGACGACCCCUACUACAGACUGCCGCCCACGAGCGUGCGCUGUCCCGUCUGCAGGGUGGGCACGUUGAAGAACCGCUUCACCGGCUGCGGUGUCUUCCUCGGCGUGCUCCUGUUCCCGCUGGGUCUGGUGCCUUGCUUCCUGAUGCGUGAGCGGCGCUGUAAUCACUGCAAACACCGACCGGGUGCCGAAGAGGAGCCCUGGCCCGAGUGA